AUGCUACGAAUAUUUGUCGAAAUAGCGCGUUUUAUUGCAAAAGCAAUUUUAUUCAUAGUAUCAGCAGAAAUAACUAUGAUUGUAUUAAUUGUUCAAUGUUGUUCAAUUAAAAAGCGCGUUAAUAUUUACCAAAAAGGAAGACAAGUUAGAAAAUAUGAAUCAAAAUCUAAAGUUCAACAAGAAGCAGCUUCACUUAAUUUCGAAAAAGUUUACAAAGCGAUGGGAAGAGACGUGGUAGCUACAAAUCCCAGUACUACUGUAAAUGAAACAAAAACGAAAAACGCUAAAUUGCAGAAGAAGCAGCAAGCAAACUUCAAACAAUCGCCUCCUUUGAUAGAAAAAUUACCGCAGGGAGAAAAUCAUUCAAUGGUAGUUGUAAUCGAAAACAAAAAAAUGGAUGAUGAGAAUGGAAUGAGUCCAAAAAUAAAUGGCCUGGUGUCGAUGAAGCCUGAACAGAAACCGGAAGUAAAUAAUUCAAUGGAGAAAAAGCUUGAACAAGAUGAUGCAAAGAAAUCUUAUAGUAUUGUAAAAGAAUCUAUGAGGUAUAACGACUCGAAAGAGAAAUGCAGAAACGAUUCUGAAACCUUUCCCAUUCUUUCUGCAACUCACUUUAAAGAAUCCGAUAAACAAUUGCUAGCCCAACAGAUGCUAGGUCUAGAAUCCAUACCUAGCAAGAAGGAAUCCGUUCAGGUUAAAGUCAUUUUAGAUGAUAAACCAGAGGCAUUAGAUUUUUCACGAGUUUUAUUAAAGAAAAAUGAAAAUGAUAAAGUAAAAAUGAAUGAAUUAGAAGGUAAUAAUCCAGUAUCUGAAGAUAAGGAAUCAGAAACUGGCGAUGAAUGA
Brugia malayi is the source of this 840-nucleotide messenger RNA. RefSeq lists its product as uncharacterized. Lineage: Eukaryota; Metazoa; Nematoda; Chromadorea; Rhabditida; Onchocercidae. The transcript is spliced from 5 exons. The record is from RefSeq and is a predicted model, not a curated record. The coding region runs from base 1 to 840 and encodes 279 amino acids.